Messenger RNA from Lipotes vexillifer (Yangtze River dolphin), 2721 nucleotides. RefSeq names its product ubiquitin specific peptidase 13 (gene USP13). Gene Ontology annotation, biological process: protein deubiquitination. The transcript is spliced from 21 exons. Bases 71 to 2650 code for a protein of 859 amino acids. Gene Ontology annotation, molecular function: protein binding; zinc ion binding; cysteine-type deubiquitinase activity. Lineage: Eukaryota; Metazoa; Chordata; Mammalia; Artiodactyla; Lipotidae. The record is from RefSeq and is a predicted model, not a curated record.
GCCGCCGCCGCCGCCGCAGCCGCCGCCGGCGGACCCAGCGCUCCGCUCCGCUUGGGUGCGCGCCGCGGCCAUGCAGCGCCGGGGCGCCCUGUUCGGCAUGCCGGGCGGCAGCGGCAACAGGAAGAUGGCUGCAGGAGACAUCGGCGAGCUGCUGGUACCCCACAUGCCCACGAUCCGCGUGCCCCGGUCCGGGGACAGGGUCUACAAGAACGAGUGCGCCUUCUCCUACGACUCCCCCAAUUCUGAAGGUGGACUCUAUGUAUGCAUGAAUACAUUUUUGGCCUUUGGAAGGGAGCAUGUGGAAAGACAUUUUCGAAAAACUGGACAGAGUGUCUACAUGUACCUGAAGAGACACGUGCGUGAGAAGGUAAGAGGGGCAUCUGGUGGAGCUUUACCCAAAAGGAGGAAUUCCAAGAUUUUUUUAGAUCUAGAUACUGAUGACGAUUUAAAUAGCGACGACUAUGAAUAUGAAGAUGAAGCCAAACUUGUUAUAUUCCCAGACCACUAUGAAAUAGCACUACCAAAUAUUGAGGAGUUACCAGCCCUGGUAACAAUUGCUUGUGAUGCAGUUCUCAGCUCAAAAUCUCCAUACAGAAAGCAGGACCCAGAUACGUGGGAAAAUGAAUUGCCAGUGUCCAAAUAUGCAAAUAACCUCACCCAGUUAGACAACGGAGUCAGAAUUCCUCCAAGUGGUUGGAAGUGUGCCAGGUGUGACCUGCGAGAAAACCUCUGGUUGAAUCUGACCGACGGCUCUGUGCUGUGUGGGAAGUGGUUCUUUGACAGCUCCGGGGGCAACGGGCAUGCGCUGGAGCAUUACAGAGACCUGGGCUACCCUCUAGCUGUGAAACUGGGAACCAUCACUCCUGACGGGGCAGAUGUUUAUUCUUUCCAAGAAGAGGAACCUGUUUUGGAUCCCCAUUUGGCCAAGCACUUAGCGCAUUUUGGAAUUGAUAUGCUUCAUAUGCAUGGGACAGAGAAUGGGCUCCAGGACAAUGAUAGCAAGCCGCGGAUCAGCGAGUGGGAGGUGAUCCAGGAGACGGGGACGAAGCUGAAGCCCAUGUACGGCCCCGGAUACACGGGUCUCAAGAACCUGGGCAACAGUUGCUAUCUCAGCUCUGUGAUGCAGGCCAUCUUCAGCAUCCCAGAAUUCCAGAGAGCAUAUGUAGGAAAUCUUCCAAGAAUAUUUGACUACUCUCCUUUAGAUCCAACACAAGAUUUCAACACACAGAUGACUAAGUUAGGACACGGCCUUCUCUCAGGCCAGUAUUCAAAACCUCCCAUGAAAUCCGAGCUCAUUGAACAGGUGAUGAAGGAGGAGCCCAAGCCUCAACAGAAUGGGAUCUCACCACGCAUGUUUAAGGCCUUUGUGAGCAGGAGCCACCCGGAAUUCUCCUCUAACAGACAGCAGGAUGCCCAGGAAUUUUUCUUGCACCUGGUGAAUCUAGUAGAGAGGAACCGCAUUGGCUCAGAAAACCCAAGUGAUGUUUUUCGGUUUUUGGUGGAAGAACGUAUUCAGUGCUGUCAGACCCGAAAAGUCCGCUACACGGAGAGGGUGGAUUACCUGAUGCAGUUACCUGUGGCCAUGGAGGCGGCAACCAACAAGGAUGAACUGAUCGCCUAUGAACUAACGAGAAGGGAAGCAGAAGCAAACAGAAGACCCCUUCCCGAGCUGGUUCGUGCCAAGAUACCAUUUAGCGCCUGCCUUCAGGCCUUUUCUGAACCAGAAAACGUUGAUGAUUUCUGGAGCAGCGCCCUACAAGCAAAGUCUGCGGGUGUGAAAACAUCUCGCUUUGCCUCAUUCCCUGAAUACUUGGUAGUGCAGAUAAAGAAGUUCACUUUUGGUCUUGACUGGGUUCCCAAAAAAUUUGAUGUUUCUAUUGAUAUGCCAGACCUACUUGAUAUCAACCAUCUCCGAGCCAGGGGGUUACAGCCAGGAGAGGAGGAACUUCCGGACAUCAGCCCCCCCGUAAUUAUUCCUGAUGACUCAAAAGAUCGCCUGAUGAACCAGUUGAUAGACCCAUCAGACAUCGAUGAGUCAUCGGUGAUGCAGCUGGCUGAGAUGGGUUUCCCUCUGGAAGCGUGUCGGAAGGCUGUGUAUUUUACUGGAAAUAUGGGAGCCGAAGUGGCCUUCAACUGGAUCAUUGUUCACAUGGAAGAGCCAGAUUUUGCCGAGCCGCUGACCAUGCCGGGUUAUGGAGGAGUAGCUUCUGCUGGAGCCUCUGCUGGACUGGAUAACCAACCUCCGGAGGAAACUGUAGCUCUCAUUACCUCCAUGGGAUUCCAUCGAAAUCAGGCUCUUCAGGCGCUACGAGCAACGAAUAGUAACCUGGAAAGAGCACUGGAUUGGAUCUUUAGCCACCCUGAGUUCGAGGAGGACAGUGACUUUGUGAUCGAGAUGGAGAAUAACGCCAACGCGAACAUUAUUUCUGAAGCCAAGCCUGAAGGACCUAGAGUCAAGGAUGGAUCUGGAAUGUAUGAAUUAUUUGCGUUCAUCAGUCACAUGGGGACAUCUACAAUGAGUGGACACUACGUUUGUCACAUCAAAAAGGAAGGAAGAUGGGUGAUCUACAAUGACCACAAAGUUUGUGCCUCAGAAAGGCCCCCUAAAGACCUGGGCUACAUGUAUUUUUACCGCAGGAUACCAAGCUAAACCUCAGACGUACAAAUUGGCGAGAAGAAGCCAUACACCUUUUUAAUUUGCCAAAAAAAAAAAAAAAAAAA